AUGGCGUAUUCUGGUUCAAAUCAGCAACAAAUCAUUCCCAUUUUUAAUGGAGAAAACUAUAAAUUCUGGAACAUUAAAAUGAAGGUUGUUCUCCAAGCAACCAAACACUUAUGGAAUGUCGUGGAAAAUGGCAUACCUAAAGAUGGGGAGACUGCCACCACAUCUACACCAACAUCAACACAGAUUGAUUGGCCACAAAGAGAUGCUGAAGCACUAGCCAAAAUUCAUCUUGCAGUCACCGAUACAAUAUUUCCAAGAAUCAUGAAUGCAACUUCAGCAAAACAAGCAUGGGACAUCUUGAAAGCUGAAUUUGAAGGAAACGAGAAAAUGACAAAAAUAAGGCUUCAGAAUUUGAGACAAGAAUUUGAGAACUUGAAAAUGAAAGAAGGAGAAACAAUCAAAGAUUACUCUUCCAGAGUAAUUAAGCUGGUUAAUGAACUGAAGUCAAAUGGAGAAAGUAUAACUGACCAACGGGUUAUAGAAAAAAUGUUGGUUAGUUUAUCUGAAAAAUUUGAUACAGUUGUAACUGUGAUAGAAGAAUCGAAAGAUCUCACACAGUUAAGUAUCUCCGAGUUGAUAGUAUCCCUACAAAUUCAUGAAGACAGAAUGUCUCGAAGAAAUGAAACAUCUGGAGAAGGAGCUUUCCAAUCUAAGCAUAAAAUAUCUCCUUUUAAACGGAAUAAUAAAGGAGGCACAUCAAAUCAAUGUAGUCCUAUCUAUACCAAAACUGCUGAGAAAAAGAGUAAAUUUCCUCCAUGUUCUAUAUGCAAGAAGACAAACCAUGCAGAAAAGAAUUGCUGGCACAAAGGAAAACACCAGUGCAAUCAUUGCAAAAAAUUCAAUCAUCAUGAAAAUGAGUGUAGACUCAAAAACCAACAAGCAGGAAGAUCCGAAAGAAAAUCAUCUAUUCUAUGCUUGUCAGAAUGGAAAUAG
Molecule: messenger RNA, 933 nt
Organism: Daucus carota subsp. sativus
Lineage: Eukaryota; Viridiplantae; Streptophyta; Magnoliopsida; Apiales; Apiaceae
Exons: 1
Coding region: 1-933 (310 amino acids)
Molecular function (GO): zinc ion binding; nucleic acid binding
Source: RefSeq, a predicted model, not a curated record